AUGAAAGGUACAAAAAAGAAUGAUCAAGAAAACCGUACAUCAAAGGAUAAUCAUGCGUUCGACUUUGAAGCAUGGAAAGAAACUGAAUUGGAGAGAAUUAAAAAGAUUCACGCGGAUGAAAAUCAAGUAAUCCUUGAAAAAAUAGAUAAAGAAUGGAAAACUUCACUAUCUCAAGCUAACAAAUCAUGGAAUUCUCAUGAAGAUCGCCUUUUAAAGGAUCUUAUUUCAGCUGGUAAACUUGCUGAUGAAUUUAAUUCAGAGUCUCAAAAAAACAGACAGCUGAAGGAUGAAAUCACUCAACUGGAGAAAGAAUUAGCUAAUUUGAGAAAACCAAGAGAGGAUACUGAAAGAGAAGAAAGAAUUUCUAGAAUCAGUUCAUUGAGGUACGAAAUUAAUCAACUAGAUGGAAAACUAAGAGAAAUAGAGGAAGAUCUUCAAAAUACAACACGAGAAAAAAAUAAAUACAAAAAAUUGUGUCAGCAGGCAUUUGAAACUCUAAAGCAAAAGGUAGCCAAGAUCUAG
Trichomonas vaginalis G3 is the source of this 522-nucleotide messenger RNA. RefSeq lists its product as uncharacterized. The record is from RefSeq and is a predicted model, not a curated record. The coding region runs from base 1 to 522 and encodes 173 amino acids. The transcript has a single exon. Lineage: Eukaryota; Parabasalia; Trichomonadida; Trichomonadidae.